CUUUCGUCAACGGGUGCUCUCAUCUGUCCAUGUCUACUACGACCCCUGCUAAAGACUCGUCCAUUUGGUGGAGCAAUGCCUUCUUCUUUGUCGGCGUCCAUCUUGCGGCAGCUUACGGCGUUUAUGUUCGACCUCCUCAAUUCAUUUCCUGGCAGAUACUGGCCAUGACUGUGGUGUUAUGGCAGCUGGCCUCCUUUGGUGUAACAGUUGGCUACCACCGCCUUUACUCCCAUCGUGCUUUUAGAGCGACCUUCGGUGUGCGGCUGGCUUUAGCUAUACUUGGAACUAGUGCUAUGCAAGGGUCCAUCAAGUGGUGGUGUCUGAGACAUCGUUUACACCAUCGGUUCACGGACGACGACGUUCAUGACCCAUAUUCUGCGACCCGCGGGCUUGUAUUCUCGCACGUUGGCUGGAUAUUCUACAAGACCAAGUAUGAGCGGCUGGAACUGAUUGACAGAGAAGAUCUCGAGCGUGAUCCAGUCGUGUGCUUCCAACACAAAUAUUAUGUUCCGCUGGCCCUUUCUUUCGGCUUCGUCCUCCCCACUGUGCUUGGCCUCCUUUGGGGAGACCCAUGGGGCGGUUAUAUUUGGGGAGGACUUGUUUCCCGACUGCUCAUUUGGCAUUGCACCUUCUUGGUAAAUUCGCUCGCUCAUUGGGAUGGCUUGCAACCAUAUUCUGAUGAUAACACGUCACGCACGAAUUGGAUUUUGGCACUGCUUACUGCGGGAGAGGGUAAUCAUAAUUUCCACGCAUUCCCGCAUGACUUCCGAUCGGGUCCUGCACUCUUCGAUUGGGAUCCCUCUAAGUGGGUUAUACUUAUCUUGCAUCGCCUGGGGCUCGUCACCGGCCUGCGCAGAGCGCACGAAGAUGACAUCAAGCAUGCCGAAAAAUACAUGGAGCACAAAGCUCAUGCUCAUGUAGAUGAUGACUAUUACAUAGAACAAUCAUGGGACGGUGAGGUAUGGGAUACGGACCGACUGGGCGCGUUCAUCAAAAAUAAGCCCACUGCCUGCAUCAUCCUCUUGAAUGGAUUUGCUGUAGAUGCAACUGACUACAUGAAAGAACACCCUGGAGGUGCAUUGCUUCUUCGACAAUACUCUGUCUUGGCAACGGACACGAAAAUCGAGGCAUUCAGAGACGCUACUUGGGCAUUUGAAGGGGGUCUCAACAGACAUUCGCGAGCAGCACAUCGACGGAUGAUGCAGUUGAGGGUAGCCAAGGUGGCACUAGCACGCGUUAGAUGAUGGACUUUCUCAAGACCUGUGCUCUUUGGAUAGCGUACAAAUUGAUUGAAGCCUUCCAGCGUCCAAUUUCAACGCUGCCCGGCGAUGUCAUUUAGUGCUCUAACUUCCGACAUGUAUGAUUGUAAACUUGUAAUUACUGUGUGACCACACUUCUAGUGGUCACAUCUUCAUUUGAAGGGGCAUUGUUGAUCCUAC
Molecule: messenger RNA, 1439 nt
Organism: Heterobasidion irregulare TC 32-1
Lineage: Eukaryota; Fungi; Basidiomycota; Agaricomycetes; Russulales; Bondarzewiaceae
Exons: 13
Coding region: 30-1244 (404 amino acids)
Biological process (GO): unsaturated fatty acid biosynthetic process
Cellular component (GO): endoplasmic reticulum membrane
Molecular function (GO): heme binding; iron ion binding; stearoyl-CoA 9-desaturase activity
Source: RefSeq, a predicted model, not a curated record